Molecule: messenger RNA, 712 nt
Organism: Pygocentrus nattereri (red-bellied piranha)
Lineage: Eukaryota; Metazoa; Chordata; Actinopteri; Characiformes; Serrasalmidae
Product: probable inactive protein kinase DDB_G0270444
Exons: 1
Coding region: 154-705 (183 amino acids)
Source: RefSeq, a predicted model, not a curated record
GUGACAGGUGUGCAGCAGGAGCUGCAGUAGGUGCAGGAGAAGCUGCAGAAGGUGCAGGAGCAACAGAAGGUACAGGAGGAGCUGUAGAAGGUGCAGGAGGAGCUGCAGAAGGUGCAAGAGGAGCUACAGAAGGUGCAGGAGGACCUGCAGAAGAUGCAAGAGGAGCGACAGAAGGUGCAGGAGGAGCUGCAGAAGCUGCAUGAGGAGCGACAGAAGGUGCAGGAGGAGCUGCAGGAGGAGCUACAGGAGGAACUACAGGAGGGGCAGGAGGAGUUGCAAAAGCUGCAGGAGGAGCUGCAGGAGGAGCUACAUGAGGUGCAGGAGGAGCUGCAGAAGGUGCAGGAGGAGUUACAGGAAGUGCAGGAGGAGGUACAGGAGGAGCUACAGGAGGUGCAGAGGGGGCUGCAGAAGGUGCAGGAGGAGCUACAUGAGGUGCAGGAGGAGCUGCAGAAGUUGCAGGAGGAGCUACAGGAGGUGCAGGAGGAGCUGCAUGAGGAGGUGCAGGAGGAGCUGCAGAAGGUGCAGAAGGUGCAGGAGCAGCUGCAGAAGGUGCAGGAGGAGCGACAGAAGGUGCAGGAGGAGCUACAGAAGGUGCAGGAGGAGCUGCAGGAGGAGCUACAGGAGGUGCAGGAGGGCCCCAGUCUGCGCUGCUUUCUUCUCUCUCCGCUCAGACCUGGAGGAGCUGCUGCCGCUGGGAGGCUUUAGCACACGC